GCUCCAACGUGAACCAGGUCCUCACCUCCAACCUUACGUCCCAUGGAGCUAUGGUUGGAGUCUUGAGUGCGCCCUGCAGCUACAAGUCUACUCUCUGCCUGCAGGAGCAUCACGGCGACGAGCAGCGCCUCCCUGAGCUCCAGAACACAGCGCGCCAGCACGGGUUUCAUGGUGUAUGGACUGUGGCCGCACCCACGGGCCGAGGCACAGUGGUGGUCUCCAUCUACUUGGUCGACUCGGUGGGGCUCAAUCAAGAGAAUAUGGAUCUGCUUACCACGCUGGCUCAAUACCUGGAGGCGCUCAAUGGUUUGGGACAGCCAUGGAUUGUGGCAGGCGACUGGAACAUGGACCCAGCGAGCACACUGGACUGGAUGCACUCGGUACACGGAGUUCAGCAGGCCCCAGCCCAACCCACAUGCAAUGCCACGCAACCUGGCACUACCAGGGAUUAUUUCUGCGUCUCUGCUGCCCUGGUCGAUUGGAUUCGCGGAUGCGAAGUCGGAGUGGCAGCGACUUUCCCGCAUCAGCCUGUGCAGUUGGGGUUUCAGUACUGCGCACAUGAGCAGUGGGCACGCGUCCCUGUUACACCACGUCCACUCCCGACGGUGCCGAAAGUGGGCUGUGCCAGGUUCCCACCCACACGGCAAUGGGCACGGGUGCAGCAGCUCAUUGAUCAAGCUUCAGACGGUGUGACUUUGGCUGCGGCGUGGGAUGGGGUUAUUACCACUAUGGAACACGAGAUCCUCAACCGCAAUGACAUAAUGGACAUGACGCAGCGGGGACUUCAUCACGGCCGAGCUGGUCCCGACCAAUGGGUAUGGAAGCGGGUACAGGCCCUCGUACCACCGAGGCCCAAGCGGUUGAGCGCCUACCAGCAGUAUGGCAAAUGGUGUCAGCAUCUGCGCUCCACGCACACACGCAUGCUUACGGCCCUCCAGCGCAUAAUGGAGGAGGCAGAUGCGAACCGUUUCCCUGCAAGGCUUUUGCCAGACAUUUACGGCCAGCACGGGCAGUACGUCAACGGCCUAGGUAGCCCAGUCCAGGGUCAGUUCAAGGAGCAGCGGUCGUUGGCACAACUCAGUCGGGAUCUUCAGGGUUUCUUCGCGCGAGUAGUACGUACUGGCUGGGUUGGGCCGCUGCUUGAUUACGAAGAUCGACUCCAGCUCCACAGUUACCACGACACGUUUUAUGAGCCUGACUUCCUAGACAGGAUCGACCGAGCGCUUGACAAGGUGAGUCGCGUGACGGAGGCCAUACGCAAGUAUGCUGGCAUUGAAUGGGCGCAGUGGGCCAAGCAA
Prorocentrum cordatum is the source of this 1298-nucleotide messenger RNA. The record is from the annotation of a GenBank genome assembly. Lineage: Eukaryota; Dinophyceae; Prorocentrales; Prorocentraceae.